Messenger RNA from Labeo rohita (rohu), 5602 nucleotides. It is a transcript of the gene abhd11, whose product is annotated as abhydrolase domain containing 11. Gene Ontology annotation, cellular component: mitochondrion. Lineage: Eukaryota; Metazoa; Chordata; Actinopteri; Cypriniformes; Cyprinidae. The transcript has 6 exons. The record is from RefSeq and is a predicted model, not a curated record. The coding region runs from base 87 to 1040 and encodes 317 amino acids.
UUUCCCUAGUGUUAGCUAAACAACAUCACGACCUUUGAAGUGGCCAACCCCGGUCGAAUGAAUGAAGUCCGGACACAGGUUUUAGCAUGUCAAAUUUUGCCAUGAGUGCCCUGUGCCGUAUUUUAACCAGGGGAGCGUAUUGCGGCCCGUCGUCUUGUUUAUCUGUAACGGGACUUCGGGAUUUUUGCAGCGGAGUCUCACGACUGGACCGUGCUGGUAGUGACAGCGUGCGAGCUGCCAGCCCUAUAAAUUUGACCUACGAUGUGUUUGAUGGGAAAGGAGAAAGCACGCCGUUGGUGUUUCUUCAUGGCUUAUUUGGGAGCAAAUCAAACUUUCACUCUAUAGCCAAGUCUCUGGUUCAGCGGACUGGCAGGAAGGUGCUGACGGUAGAUGCUCGCAACCAUGGCAAAAGCCCACACAGUCCUGUCUUGACCUACGAAGCAAUGACUUACGAUCUGACGCAUCUGCUCAGACAGCUGCACAUUGGGAAGUGUGUCCUGAUUGGACACAGCAUGGGCGGCAAGGUUGCAAUGACAACAGCUUUGUCACAGCCAAGUUUAGUGGAGCGUUUGGUGGUUGUGGACAUUAGUCCCUCUCCAACUUCAAUCCACACCAAUUUCCAUGCCUACAUUCAGGCAAUGAAAGAGGUAAAGGUACCCAGUAAUAUCCCACGUUCCACAGCACGAAGACUGGCUGAAGACCAGCUCAGGAAGAUAGUUAAGGAGCGUUCUGUGCGUCAGUUCCUCCUCACUAACCUGGAGGAGCAAAAUGGUCACUAUGGCUGGAGGGUUAACCUGGAAGCUAUCUCAAAACACCUAGAGGACCUCAUAGGUUUUCCUGAUUUUAAUACCACCUAUGAGGGUCCAACUCUUUUCUUAGGUGGCAGUAGUUCAGCCUAUAUAAGCUCUGAAGAUUACCCUGAAAUCCAGAGGCUUUUUCCUUGUGCUGAUAUCCAGUACAUCCCAGAUGCCAGUCAUUGGAUUCAUGCUGACAAGCCGUUGGAUUUCAUCAGCUCCAUAAUAACCUUCUUACAAUUAUAGUCCCUGUCUCAGGAGAGGAUACGCACAGGUGGGCCCAAUCAUAAAGGGACAGUGAAUGAAUUGUAAGGGUAUGGACCAAGAUGACUUGUACUGAGUAAGAUCUAGUCUUUUACCUUAUAAUGCACAACAGAUUCGUUACAUAAUUCCUGAUAGUUAGUGUAUUCAUUUCUUAAUGUGGUAUUUGCACUGUGGCUUAACAUAGUACAUAAAAAUGCAAUUCUAUCAAGAGGAUAUGUAGAAAUCUGUCCAUGACUUUCGAUCAAGGACAUUUGUUUGUAGCUCUCUAGUGUAACAUGUUACAUAACAAUGGAUCCAGUGGCUUUAAAAAAUAUAUAUAUAUAUAUUUUACCUUCAUAAAAAUUGGACUAUAUUUAGAUUUAUUUUUUCCAUAGCUAAAUAAUAUUUGGACUAUACAUACAUUUCUUCUGUUUUUAGUAUAUUUAUUUUUUUAGGCAUAUUGUUGACAUGGACACCCUUUUGCCGUUCUCUGAUAAGAAAUGCAAAGAUGUCUAUGCAACAGUGUGUGACUUAUUUAAUAUUUUUAAACUAGUGCUGUCAAACAACAAAACAUAAGUUUUUGUUUACAUAAUAUAUGUGUUUGUACUUUAUGUAUUUGUUGCAUAUAUAUAAAAAAUGCAGACAUGCAUGUGUAUAUUUGCAUAUAUAUAUAUAUACACACACACACACACAGUGUAUUUACACAUAUAUAAUUUAUAUAUAAUUUUUACAAAUAUAUACAUGCAUGUAUUUAUUUAUAUAUAUAUAUAUAUAUAUAUACACACACAGUACACACAUAUGUAAACAUAAACUUUUGUUUUGGAUUCGAUUAAUCACGCUUAAUCAUGAUUAAUCACGAUUAAUCGUUUGACAGCACUAUUUCAAGCCGUAAGCAUCUCUCACAGACUCAACUUAAGAUCCGUUAAGACCACAACACUGACGUACAGCCAUGGCUGUGUUUGAAUUUUUACUCUUUUUCUGGAAACAGAGAAUUUAAUUGUUUGUAGAAUGUUUUAAUUAACACUGUAGUGUGUAAUAGAUUAGCUUUUUUGUUGUUUAAAAACUGUUAAGCCUGUGUUACUGUGUUAGGUGUUUUGUUAAAACAAUUUUGUAUGGCUUUAGAACAAACAAAGAUGCUGCAAUGUAACUAAGACACUUUUCAGAGCAUCAGUAGUUAUGAUGUCAGGUACAACAUUUGUGUUUUACUAGAAAUCUCUUUUUUUUUUUUGGCCCUGGGUCCUUUUUCUGUUUUAAAAGUAGUAAAAUGUAUUUAACGAAUAGUCAACAAACUGAUCAAAUACAUAAGCAUGUGAAUAAAAUACCCAUUUCGGUGCUCGUUGGACUAUUAGAUGCCGCACAAUUUAACUUUUUGAAACAUGUACAGGUAUAUAAGUGUGAUUUUAUUACAGAGAGAGCGAUGUGCCUACCUCUGCGCACUGUUUGUCGUCUAAUCUUGGUAGGUUUAUCAGUUAUCAGUAGGUUUAUAACUGUUAUUGAUAGUUAUUGACGUACCAAAGCAGGGGUUUAUGGAAAGGUUUUCCUCGACCAGUGGUGUGCUAACGCUAUGUUCGGCUCACAUUUAAGAAUAAAUGUCAAUGUACUGUUUUUGGCAGUCUUUAGUAUAAAAACUGCUGUUAUAAGGGGAUAUUUUUGUUCAUUGUGAAAGUGUCAAUGUUUGUAAAUGAUGAGUAUUUUGUAUAUUCAUAUACAGUACUAGUUAUAUAAAUGUAUACUAUACUAAAUAUUAUAUAUAUUAUAUUUAUGACUACAAUAUUGUAAUGAUUGAUAAAUCAAGAAAUAUGCUGCAAAAUGACAUAUCCUUAAUAUCAGUGUGUGUCUCUCAUGUCAAGUAAUAAUCGUGUUGAAUGUGUAUGGUGGAACAGUAGAAUCAUAGCACUGCCAUUGCUUGUUAUGUCUAUUCACAUACAGUUUGUUGUAUAUUUGUGUUUACAUGGAACUGUAUCUUUCAGAUUUACCUGAAAUUUACUGCCAGUGAUUAUCAGCAGUGCUAGUUUAAUGUUUUGCUAGUUACCCAGCUAACAGGAAACUUUCUCAGAACUUUGGAGUUCAAACGUUCUUAGAAAAUUCCAGUAACGUUAUUAGAAUGUUCAUUCAAAGUUAUUUCGUCUUCAAUAAUGUUCUCAAAUACACUGUAAAAACAAUUUGCUGAGUCAACUUAAAAUAAUUUGUAACCUGGCUGCCUUAAAAUUUUAAGUUCAGUCAACUCUAAAAAAGUUUAUUCAACUUGAAAUGUUAAAUUAUACUAAGUGACAACUUAGAUAUUUAAGUUGAAUCAACUUCAAAUUUUAAGGCAGAUGAGUUAUUUGCCCAUCUGUUAAGUUUAGCAAACACAAAUAUCUAAGUUGUUACUUACUACAACUUAACAUUUCAAGUUGACUAAACUUAUUUUAGUUAACUGAACUUUAAGGCAGCAGGGUAACAAAUUAUUUUAAGCUGACUCAACAAAUUGUGUUUUUUACAGUGUAGGGCUGUCAAACGAUUAAUCAUGAUUAACUGCGUGCAAAAUAAAAGUUUGUGAUUAAUCGAUUAAUUGUUUGACAGCCCUAUUAAUAAUGUUCUCAGAUAGGGCUGUCAAACGAUUAAUCGUGAUUAAUCUCAUGCAAAAUAAAAGUUUGUGAUUAAUCAAUUAAUUGUUUGAGAGCCCUAUUAAUAAUGUUCUCAAUAGGGCUGUCAUAUAAUUAAUCUUGAUUAAUCACAUGCAAAAUAAAAGUUUGUGAUUAAUCAAGAUUAAUCGAUUCAUUUUUUUGACAGUUCUAUCAAUAAUGUUCUCAGUUAGGGCUGUCAUAUGAUUACUCGCAUGCAAAAUAAAAGUUUGUGAUUAAUUGUGAUUAAUGGUUUGACAGUCCUAUUCUCAAAACAUCAGUACAAAAACAUCCUUCAAUGGAGUGUUUUUUUUUUUUAUUAAGCAUUUUAGUUUUCAGAGAACAUUCGGAAUUUUCAGAGAACAUUCAAAAGCAAUGUUUCCAAAAUGUUUACGUAAUGAUAAAACGGAAUGUUCGCUUAAAGGAUUAGUUCACUUCCAAAACAAAAAUUAACAGAUAAUGUACUCACCCCCUUGCCAUCCAAGAUGUUCAUGUCUUUCUUUCUUCAGUCGUAAAGAAAUUAUGUUUUUUGAGGAAAACAUUUCAGGGAUGUUCUCCAUAUAGGCUAUAGUGCCCGCAAGUAUGAACUUCCAAAAUUCUGUUCAAGUGCAGCUUCAAUAGGCUCUAAACGAUCCCAGCCAAGAAAGAAGGUUUUUUUAGCGAAACAAUUGGUUAUUUUCUAUAAAAAUGUACAAUUUAUAUAUUUUUUAAACUUCAAAAUCAUCCUACAUCGUUGUUUUACCUUUUUUUUUUUGUAAAGGGCGUUUUAACUUUGUUGCACAUUCACUUUGUAAACACUGGGUCAGUACUGGUACUGGGGUACUGGAGAUAGGAGUUUUUCGACCUACCCUAACUGUCUUGAACUGGAGUGCACAGAAUACACGCAGAGCUAGACAAGACGAGCAUUUGAGGUUAAAAAGUAUAUAAAUUGUACUUUUUAGAAAAUAACUUUUUUGUUUUGCUAGAUAAGACCCUUAUUCUUCGUCUGGGAUUGUUUAGAGCCCUUUGAAGCUGUUUUAAACUACAGUUCAAACUCGCAGGCACCAUAGAAGUCCACAGUAUGGAGAUAAUUCCUGAAAUGUUUUCCUCAAAAAACAUAAUUUCUUUACAACUGACGAAAGAAAGGCAUGAACAUCUUGGAUGACAAGUGGGUGAGUAAAUAAUCUGUACAUUUUUGCUCUGGAAGUGAACUUCUCCUUUAACCAAAUAAAAAACUGAGCGUUUUGAGACUUUGAACAUUUAGAGAACAUUCAGAAUGUUUUUGUAACUUAAUGUUAGCAUUAGCAUGUUUUUGUUAGCUGGGUAUUUUGUUCUGCUAGAUAAAAACAGUGACUUGGGUCUUUCUUGAUCCUGUGAAAACAUUCUUUUGAGAUUUUGCCUGACUUUUAGCAAUUCAAUGGACUGUUUCAUAAAGCUAGAUUAACUCAAAAAUUAACAUAGAGAAUACAGUGUAUUUUCGUUUUUAAUCCCUCAUAUGAAACAGCCCUUUGAUUUAAAGAAUGUACAUGUAUGCAAUACUAAAGAGAUCAAUCAGUUGAAAACGUAAUGCACAGAUAUUUAGGAUGUUUUUAACAAUAUACUAUCUGCUUAGCGCAUUCAGAAAGUACUGAAAUUAAUAUAGAGAUUUUGGAUUUGUUAUCUUGGCGCUCACAAUACUUGAUAUAUUUUCAUUGUACUUAAUGUAUACUUAAAGUAAAUUAGAGAGUCAAACUUAUUCUUGUGGCUUCAUGCAGUAUUGUUUGUUUGAAAGUGGAAGUAACUAAAUGUAUUGUUACUAUUUGAUACACAGUGAUACUGGUUCUUUGUUUUAUUGAUCUAAUGUCAUGAAAGAGUGUGUGGUCAUUCAGGCAGUAACAGUAUGACCGUCUGUGUUGAGCGGUUUGUGUGGGUGUAUUACCUUUGCAUGCUAGAGUGUAUCUGUGUGCAGAUUUGUUACUACUCAAUAAAUGUACAAGUCAUAAA